CCACUUCUUUAUAAAAAAAAAAAAUUAAGCUUGUAAUGCAGUAUUUAUCUUCAAGAAAUACAAAGAUGCACAAGGAGACUACACCUUGGAUGUCCAACACAGACUAUUACAAUAAUAACAAUAAUGAAUCAUCAGAAGCUGAUGUGUAUAUGUCUGAUACAUCAAAGUCGCACAGAAGUCGUAAUUCAACAACGGAUAUGUGUGUGGAAAAGAACACAGAAGGGAAGCCACCUUAUUCCUACGCGACCUUGAUUAAAUAUGCUAUUGAACGCAGUGCUGAAAAUAAGUUAACUCUCAGUCAAAUCUAUCAAUGGGUUAUCGAUCAUUACCCAUAUUACGGAUCAGCAGGUUCUGGCUGGAAGAACUCAAUUCGUCAUAACCUUUCCUUGAAUAAGAGCUUUGUUCGUGUGCCUCGUCCAGUCAAUGAGCCUGGUAAAGGUUCCUAUUGGACUGUGGAUCAAUACGCUAUUGAUACUGAACAGAGAGUCAGAACUAAUGUACGUGGUCGUUCUAACCGAUCCAGCAGCGACCCUUCUCUACAUCAUCGUUCAACGGAUGACCCUUGGUUAUUAGUCCGUAAUUACCGUGACGGUAGAUCUCAGUCAACUGAUGCAGGCGUAACUUCUUCUUCUUCUGUUGCUGCACUUCGCCGAACACCCCAAUAUAGUUACUGCAGUCAUCCUUAUACUUAUCAACAACAACAACAACAACAACAGCAGCAGCAGCAAUAUAACUAUUACGGAGCUAGACAGAAUUCUUCUGUAACUUAUAGUUUACCAAACAAUAAUUACAACAAUAACUAUUCUACCAGUACAACACCGUUUUAUUCCCAUCGUCAAUCAUGUCCGGAUUUAACUAGUACUUAUUCUGAAACAGGUAUCCUUCCGAAUUUUAAUACUGCCGGUAAUGAAGCAUGCCUAGAAUCACCUUCUUCUGCCUCUGCCGCUGCUGCUGCGGCCGCUGCUGCCGCCGCUAUGUGUGAUAGCAAGAUGAUUUAUACCACACCAUUUUAUUCCAAAGUCUUUCCCAAUGCAAAAGGCAGAUCCUCUUCUUUUUUCAAGGACCCUUCAAACACAACGACGGUAGUGGGCUUACCUUCACCCGUUCUCUCACCAAGUAACUGUUCCUCCACUUCAUCACAGCGUCUGUCGGUGGCAGAUCCACUUGCCAUGGUCACACAACACCCUUCACCCGUGACAACAAAUGUGGUAGCAAAUAACAACAACAGCAAGACAACCCCUGGAAAUAGACUGACAUCACCUUAUUAUAACAACGGUCAAGUCGGAAGAUCAUUGUCAACUCAAUCUUUGGAUGAACCAUCCUCUCCUUUACAUAUGAUGAAUCAUUCACCUCGUACAAGAUCUUCUCCUGGACCUUUCUGUAUGGAUACUUCAUCCGUAGCAUACAUUGAUAUGGUUUCACAACAUCAGCAACAACAGCAAAAUGCCUCAACCCGAUCAUCCUCUUGUUCUUCUUCUCAGGGGUCUCCACACGGAUAUUCUUCCACUACCGCUCUUGCUGCUGCUAAUGCCACUACUACUCCCACUUCUACUACUUCUACUGCCACAUCAUCAUUUCUCUCUCAAAAUGAAAGAUAUGACUAUACUUUAUAAGCACUCACAAAAAAAAAAAAAUUCUGUAUUUUGUUCCCCCACCCCACCCCAUUAGUUUGUUUCAUUAAAAAAAAAAUCACACACAAAAAACUUUUAUAUAGAUAAAGCCAAAAAAAAAAAAAAAACUAGUUUAUAUGUAUUAAAGAGUCCAGUUCACAGUGGAAUUCUUUUUCAUUGUCC
Molecule: messenger RNA, 1793 nt
Organism: Mucor mucedo
Lineage: Eukaryota; Fungi; Mucoromycota; Mucoromycetes; Mucorales; Mucoraceae
Product: fork head domain-containing protein
Exons: 2
Coding region: 36-1613 (525 amino acids)
Biological process (GO): regulation of transcription by RNA polymerase II
Cellular component (GO): nucleus
Molecular function (GO): RNA polymerase II cis-regulatory region sequence-specific DNA binding; DNA-binding transcription factor activity, RNA polymerase II-specific
Source: RefSeq, a predicted model, not a curated record